Molecule: messenger RNA, 2667 nt
Organism: Oppiella nova
Lineage: Eukaryota; Metazoa; Arthropoda; Arachnida; Sarcoptiformes; Oppiidae
Source: the annotation of a GenBank genome assembly
GGUCACCUCUUGUUGGCCAACAGAGACAGUCGGCCCUACUUUUGCUUCAUUCCUGAGAACCACUCAUACGAUAAGCCCAUUGACAACACCGCCGAUACAUGCCGUGAGACAGUGGCCGACAAUAGAUUGGCCACAAAUGGCAAUCCCGUUGUCAAUGAGACUGCCGUCCCGUCCGGAGCUGCUGGUGCUGUUGGUGUCCCUAAAGUGGUGGCCAAUGGUGUGGUUAAGACCCACUCGAAGGCUAAUGAGAGGCAACCAAAUGAUAUGAAGUCUAAUAUCGACAUGAGUUGUAUGGGUGACAACACCGCUGCCAUCACUGCCACCAAUAACAACACCAGUGCUCACAAACCCAUGGAUCUCACCGCCAAUACGAGCCAUAAAACAGUAGCCAAUGAUAAUAGUGUUAAUAAGACUACUGUCCCAUCGCUUAAGCCAAAUAACACGGGAACUGCUGGUGCUGUUGGUGUCGGCGCUAAACUGGUGGCCAAUGGUGUGGUUAAGAACCACUCGAGUCCAGUCAGCAAUAGUUUCGCACCGGUUGUCAAUAAGACAACUGUCCCCUCCUAUAAACCCAACACUACUUCAACAACAACUACCGGCGCUGUCGGCGCUAAACUCGUGACCAAUGGUGUGCUUAAGACUAAUGAGAGCUUAGCUAAGCGUAAGCCAAACAAACCAAAACCUAAACCCACGCACCGGGACAUUGUGUACGUAACGCCAGUCACCACAAUGGGUGACACCAGCAUCCACUCUAAGACUAUCACCACAACCGCCGCCACCAACGCUCACAAACCUGUUGACCUCACUGUCAGUGCUUCCCAUAAGACAGUGACCGGCAAUCGACUGGUUACUAAUGGUGUGCCACCGAUGGUCAACAUGACUACUGUUCCCUCCUAUAAGCCAAAUACCACGGGAACAGCUGCUGAUGCUGUCGGUGCCAAACUGGUUGCCAAUGGUGUGGUCACAAGUCAUGAGCUGCUGAUGAGACACCGCGAGUCUAUUGGUAACAAAGAGCUCAAUGAUAGGCUGAAGUGCUUUCUAUGCAACGGAUAUCUGGUUAACCCGACGAUCAUCAUAGACUGCGACCACUCGUUUUGCAAGUCAUGUCUAAUCAAACACUUGGAGUCCAAUACACCGAAGUCGAGGUACUGUCCCCGAUGUGAUCAACAGAUCAACAAAACUAAGCCUAAACUCAACCUCAAGAAUAAGCCCAAUAAGCCCAGGCAUAAUGUACAACACGCAUACGCCACGAGUAAAUUAAUCAGCACAAUGUCCGCCAUCACUGCCCACAAACCCAUUGACAUCACCGCCAAUACGUGCCAUAAGAUAGUGGGCAACAAUAGAUUGGCCACAAAUGGCAAUCCGAUUGCCAAUAAGACGGCCGUCCCCUCCCAUAAGCCAAACGCCACGGGAACAGCUGGUGUCGGUGUCCCUAAAGUAGUAGCCAAUGGUGUGGUUAAAAGUCACGCGAAAGCUCACGAGUUGUUGCUGAGACCCCGCGAGCCUAUUGUCGUCAAAGAGUUCAAUGAAUUGAUUCAAUGCUUUCUAUGCAAAGGAUAUCUGAUUGACGCCACGACUGUCAUCGAGUGUCUCCACUCAUUUUGCAAGACAUGUAUUAUAAAUCACUUGGAGUCCAAUACACCGAAGUCGCGGUUGUGUCCCCGAUGCGACUCACAGAUCCACAGAACUAAGCCUAAACUCUUCAUUAGAAGUGAUCCCACCCUUCAGGACAUUAUCUACAAACUGGUGCCCGGACUCUAUAAAAAUGAGAUGACGAGACGUAAAGAGUUCUACUCUAAAGAGACCGACAGUGAAACGGUGCGUCUGUCCAACGAGGAAAAGGGUGAGAUGUCAGGGGAACGGCUCAUAUUCACCCCGGAAGACCACAUCUACCUGUCCGUCGAGUACUUCCCGCAGUAUAUCUCGCAUUCACUGCAACCUUUUUCCAUGAAUCUAAGUAACGGUGCCCUGAAUUGCCUGAAAGUCCCCGAAGUAGUUCCUAAUGGUAGCGCUGACAGUGCUGCCAAUGGCGGCACCACUAGUGGUGGUAGUGGUAGCUCUGGCGAUGAUAGUCAGCGCCGGUACCUGAAGUGCGAGGGAGGUAUGCGUGUACUGCACCUCAAGAAGUGGUUGAAACUCAAGUACGACCUCAAAGACCACAACGAUAUCGAGGUUCUCUACAAACACGACCCCCUUCUGGACGACUAUACGAUGAUCGACUUGGCCUACAUUUACUCCUGGAGACGGAUAAUGGAACCGCCGAAGCACAAGAAGUCUAAGACUAAAACUACCAGCGCUUCCAAAGCCAUGGACACGACGGACAUGAGCGCCGGAGUGUUCAAAGCGCCGCCAAUGGUGACCAAACGGCGCCACACCGGCAAACACCGGCACAAACCCAACAAAAAGCGUAAACUAGGCAUCAAUGAGUCGCACCUGAUCACCACAAACCCAGUCAAUGAGCCCCUCCCGCCCGUGGACACGGAUCUACUCAAACAGGCGGUGGCGGCCGACCUGGAGCUCAUGGCAAACGCCGUGAGCAAGAGGUUGGAUAAAGCAAUGGCCAAUCGUAUGGUCUUGAGGCCACUCGUGUCCGUCCAGUCCACGCGAGUGGUUAAGCGCCGGUGUCUGCAGAUAUCAUACCCGUCCAAACACUCGCCAUAUAUAUAA